Messenger RNA from Daucus carota subsp. sativus, 2396 nucleotides. RefSeq names its product transcription factor TCP2. The coding region runs from base 716 to 2050 and encodes 444 amino acids. Gene Ontology annotation, molecular function: sequence-specific DNA binding; DNA-binding transcription factor activity. Lineage: Eukaryota; Viridiplantae; Streptophyta; Magnoliopsida; Apiales; Apiaceae. The transcript is spliced from 4 exons. Gene Ontology annotation, cellular component: nucleus. The record is from RefSeq and is a predicted model, not a curated record. Gene Ontology annotation, biological process: regulation of secondary shoot formation.
AACGGCGCUGUCUGGAUAAUCUCAUUCAUAUAUCCCUCCAUUCCCCAUAACCAAUACACACACAACACACAUACAAACACAAUGCUUUUUUUACUACUUGCUCGCUCUUCUUCUUUACUUUCUUCCUAGGGCAUUUCUCUUCUAGCUUUCUUCUUCCUCAUAAUUUCCAUCUCUCUCUUUCUUUCUUUCCUUUUUUUGUUAAAUUUAACAAAACCUCUUCACUACUCCAUAAAUAUAUAUACCUAUUUUUUAGGCUGCAUUGUUCACUAUUCUACUCACCGGAAAUUGACUCCAAAGGCUGAGAAGCUCUCAGAUCCAAAGCCUCUAGUUGGGUACUUUGUCGUUACUUGCAACUUUCUAACAGACAACAAGCUGGCUUUGCUUUCAGAAAUCACUGAAAAAGCUUCAAACGGAGUUUCUCGCUGACACCACGGCUGCUAUUCAACAUGAUACAUCAAGCCAAGACUUUAUUAUACACAUAACCAUAUAAACUUAAUUAGUUAGUCAUAAGUCAUCUGUGUAAUCCUCAUUAAUGCAAAGCAAAUCUAGUCAUAAUAUAUAUAUAUAGCUAGCCCUUAAUCUUUCUCUCUCUAAACCCUAAUCUACAGCCAAUUAGCCCUUACCCACUAGGAGAUUUGGUCUUAAUUCAUAGAGUAUGAGGAUGAAGGUGAAUUGCUUUUAGUUAUAUGUAUGUGGGGAAAGGUAUGAAAGUGAUAUGGAUAUGGAUGACAUUCAAAACCAAGGUUGCAAGUUUCCGAGAAGUAGAAGCGGUGGUAACAAGAUAGGUCAGAAGGGGGAUGAUGAAGAUGAGGGAGAUGCCAAGAGGAUUGCUUCUGGGAAUGAUAUUGGUAGGUUUUGUGGAUGGCCGUCGUCGAGAAUAGUUAGGGUUUCUAGGGCUUCUGGUGGCAAAGACAGGCACAGCAAAGUAUGGACUUCUAAAGGGCUGAGAGACCGCCGUGUUCGCCUUUCUGUCACUACAGCCAUUCAGUUUUAUGAUCUUCAAGAUCGGCUCGGGUAUGAUCAACCCAGUAAAGCUGUGGAAUGGCUACUGAAAGCCGCGGAGAGUUCCAUUUCUGAGCUACCUUCACUGAAUACCUCUUCGUUUCCGGAUACUCCUAAGCAACUCAGUGAUGAAAAGAGGUCAAGUGGAGGUACAAUAGAACAUGGGUUUGAUUCUAAUGACUUGGAAAUGGAUAUGGAUCCGAAUCAUCACUACCAAAACCAGAAUGUUUCUUUGUCAAAAUCUGCUUGUAGUAGCACUUCUGAGACCAGCAAAGGCUCUGGUGGGUUGUCAAUUUCGCGGUCUGAGAUCCGGAUUAAAGCUCGAGAGAGGGCAAGAGGUAGGGCAGCAGAAAAGGAAAAGGAGAAAGAAACUGAUUCUCUUUUUCCUGCUCAUCACCAUAGUGUAACCCCCAACUCCUCUUUCACUGAGUUACUCACAAGUGGUGGUGGUGGUGUUAACAACCAUAACACUAGCCGUAAUGCUCGAGCUCCACACCUCCAAAAGUCCUCACCAUCAUCUAGACAAUGGCCUAAUGCUCCAAUGGAUUAUUUUGGUACAGGACUUAACCAUCCAUCGCCUAAUUAUCCGGGGCAUAUACAAUUGGGGAAUUCUCUACCACAGCCCAUGAUGAUUUCUCCAUUCACUGUCACAUCCGGAGAUCAGCAACAUCACGAGCUUCAACAGUUUUCAUUUGUCCAAGACAAUCUUGUCCCAACUGCUUCUGGCGGGAGUGAUUACAACCUAAACUUCUCUAUAUCUUCCGGCCUUGCUGGUUUCAAUAGGGGGACCCUUCAGUCCAAUUUAUCAACAAUGCCUCAACUCCAUCAGAGGUUCUCACCCAUGGAUGGACCACAUUCAUCACCCUUCUUCAUAAGCUCUGCGGUCCCAAAUGGCUCCACAACCGAGACCCAUCAGCAACAUCCUCAGCACCACCCUCAGUUCCCUGCUGGACUACAGCUAUACUAUGGAGAUGCAGGCAGGCAUUCAGAACAGCAGCAGCACCAUCACUACUCAUCUACUUCUCAGGUAAAGAAGGCGGACAAGUAGUAGAACAGGAAGGAACUCACAGGAGAGAACGCAUGCACCGUCUCCUCAGUCCUCAGCAGACACUAUAGUAUUAUGCUCCUGUAAUUCAUGUCGUGUUUCUUAAGUUUAAGGUCACUAUUCGGAUUCUUGUUUUGGUUUUCUACGUAACUUAUCUACUAUCUCAGCCUGGAAGGCGCAGAGUGUUUUGGUUUUCUACGUAACUUAUCUAGUAUCUCGGCCUGGAAGGCGCAGAGUGUUUUGUGUUUUGAUGUAUGAGAUACACAUCGAUCUCUUCUCUACUGCACGUGUUCUGUUCUUUUACAGAUUCUUGUUCUUUUUUAAUGUGGAGACUUUGUUUGCCAUCUUA